Messenger RNA from Tinamus guttatus (white-throated tinamou), 435 nucleotides. Lineage: Eukaryota; Metazoa; Chordata; Aves; Tinamiformes; Tinamidae. The record is from RefSeq and is a predicted model, not a curated record.
AUGCUGCGGAUCCUGCUCCUGGCCGCCUUCGUCCUCUGCGGUGAGCGCUGGGAAGCUCGGAGCGAAAUCUCGCUGCAAUAUUCCUCCGGCGGCAGCUGGCACCACACGUGCGGCGGCUCCCUCCUCCGCCAGAACUGGGUGCUCACGGCCGCUCACUGCGUCGACAGUAACCUGAACUACCGCGUGGUGGCCGGCGACCACAACAUCAACCGGGUCGAGGGCACCGAGCAGACCUUCAGCGUCAGCCAGAUCGUCAUCCAUCCCUCCUGGAACAGCAACAAUGUGGCCGCGGGCUACGACAUCGCGCUGCUCCGGCUCUCCGGCAGCGCCACCCUCAACAGCUACGUGCAGCUGGCGGUGCUGCCCACGGCGGGGACCGUCCUGACCAACAACUACCCCUGCUACAUCUCCGGCUGGGGCCUGACCCAGACGUAG